UGCUGCAUGACUUCAUCCUUCCGCCGGCUCUCCUGCUGAGCUAGGGCCGGUCCAGAAGCUAGCCCGCCGUCCGCGCCCCGCCGCAGUCCCGCGCCCAGCCCGCGCCCGCCAUGUCCGAAAUCCUGCCCUACAGUGAGGACAAGAUGGGCCGCUUCGGCGCUGACCCCGAGGGCUCUGACCUCUCCUUCAGCUGCCGCCUCCAGGACACCAACUCCUUCUUUGCGGGCAACCAAGCCAAGCGACCCCCCAAGCUGGGCCAGAUCGGCCGAGCCAAAAGAGUGGUGAUCGAGGAUGACCGGAUAGACGACGUGCUGAAGGGGAACCUCGGGCCGCAGCCCCACCCUGCACACCGGAACGGACAGAGACCUGCAGCCCACAGCCCCCGGUCCUCCCCCUCCCGCACGGCUCCCCUGCCCCGCCCUCUCUGGCCGGUCUGGUCUGCAGACCCAGCUGCCAGCCGGUGUCGGACCGCGCGUGUGGCCAGGGAUGUUUGGCUGCGUAUUUGCAUGAGCUUCCUACCCACCCGAGCCCAGCCCUCCAGGCCGCUCCUCACCCCCAUCCCUGUCUGGCGUGACCCCAGCCUCAGCCUCUUUCUAAGGGACUUCCUCAGCACAUUUGUAUUUUUAUAUCCGACUCUUUGUUUACUGGCUCCCAUCAUGGUUCGUGCCCUACCCUCCUAGGUCUCAUCCUCGCUCUUCUGCGCCUGGCAGAUAGGACGAGUUUUGAGGCUAGGAAUGGACAAGCCCCCAAUAUGGUAACCAACACAUGGCCAGUCUGCCUGGGCCUGACCCCCAGUGGCUCUCUGGCAGACCCCUCCUCUCAAGGUAACACCUUUCAAGGGCCCAGGUCUGAUUUUACCUUGGACCCUGCGCCCUGCCCCUGGGAACCCAAAUGGGGACUGUUCUGCACCUUUGGAUGACACUUGUGGCCCUAGAGAUGUUCUCAACACAGGGGUGUCCUUUGUAAAUGUUCCUCCAUCCUUACUGUACCAGGAGUGUGUGAAUAAACACAGACCUCCCUGUG
This is a messenger RNA of Pteropus alecto (black flying fox), 1023 nucleotides long. RefSeq names its product calcium/calmodulin dependent protein kinase II inhibitor 2 (gene CAMK2N2). Gene Ontology annotation, biological process: negative regulation of protein kinase activity. NCBI's taxonomy places the organism in Eukaryota, Metazoa, Chordata, Mammalia, Chiroptera, Pteropodidae. The transcript is spliced from 2 exons. Bases 111 to 680 code for a protein of 189 amino acids. Gene Ontology annotation, molecular function: protein kinase binding; calcium-dependent protein kinase inhibitor activity. The record is from RefSeq and is a predicted model, not a curated record.